UCUAUUUCCGAGCGAACAUCGUGACGAACAUCAUUAAGAACGGCGCGUUGUAUUCCGCCACCAAGACUGACUUUAAUUGCUUUUCAUUUGUUUUAAUUAUCGACCUCAUCGCAUUCAGGCUUUUCCGUUCAUUGUUAAUUGACUAUGAGUCGCUUGUCGGAUAUUUUGUGCAUCCUCUGGCUGCAUUAUUAUUCGGCAGUGGCGGCUCGCGAGGAAGCACUCGUGGUGGUACCCAGACUGUACAACUCCUCCAGUGCGAGCGGUCCGAUCUACGUCGAAUUGGGAGGUUGGGUGUUAGUUCUCGGACAAUCUGGAAACCUGCGCUUCGCUCCGGGCUUCGCGGCGGUAUGGAUCCGGUCCAGUGGCGCGCCGCGAGGUCCAAAUCCAGCGAAAUGCGACCAUCUGAUCGGGUCGGUAUCCGGUUUGGAGUCUGAGAGUCGAGCUGCCGUGUCUAUUUGCCCCCGUACGUCCCUGAUCGGGUACUUCCGGUUGCGAGACGCUUUCUACUUUUUCCGUCCGCUACGCGGCGGCGCUGCCAGCGGCGGGGAUCACGUCCUGUUCAAAAGUGGCGUCCCCGGACGUCCCGGCCAGAGGCGCAGGCGGAGGGUCGCCAAAUUACACAACGCCGACUGGCUUUACAAUUUGACUGGCGACACCUUUGACGGUCUCGAUUUUGGCGACGAAAAUCGAAACCACGGAUCGCGCGAUUCGGCAUCGCCGCCGCCUCCGCCACUGGAUUUACCGCGCGGAAGCUGGACGGACGAGGACAACGGCUAUUUUUACGACAGCGCUUGGUCAGCGUUAGGGGUUCAAAGGCACAGGUGGGGUGCCAGCGGAUCUCCUCAAAAAUGGCUGGAGAUCGCGAUCUGCGUCGACCACAGCGUCGUCGCGUUUCACGGCAAAAAGAAGGUCGAACAAUACGUCUUGGCCCUCAUGAACAUCGUGAACGCCAUAUACCAGGAUACUUCACUCGAAGCUAACAUGCAGCUGGUAAUAUCGCGUUUGUUGCUGUACGACAACAAGAAGCUUGGCGUGGUCAGGCCGGGAAAUGCGAAAAAAUCCCUAGAAAACGUCAACAGUUGGAACAAAAAGCUGCAAGCCUCGUUGAAGCCUGGAGAAACACCCCAUGACGUCGCCAUAUGGCUGACCAGGUUGGACAUUGGCGGUCCUUCGGGCUACGCGCCAGUAGGGGGCGCUUGCGAUCCGGAGCGAAGCUGCGCGCUGAACAAGGACGAAGGGCUGAGCAGCGCAUUCAUCAUUGCCCACGAGAUGGCGCACGUUCUGGGAUUGAGCCACGACGGCGACGCGAAAGCGAACAACGACUGCGACGACGACACGAUGGAGGGAAGUGUCAUGGCGCCGAUGGUGUCGGCCACGUUUAAUAAGUUCGCUUGGUCAGAGUGUUCGAGGAGAGAGUUCAGGACGAGAUCUCGCAACUGGACCUGCCUGCUGAAUCCACCGGGAGAUGAGAGGGAGAUCGUGUUGAAUGAGACCCUCCAGUCGAUGUUCACGAUGGACGAGCAGUGUCGAAUGGAAUUCGGUAACGGGUACUCAAUGUGCAGAGCGUUCGAUAUAAUCGAACCAUGUUCUCAUCUGUGGUGCGGUCACGCCUCUUCACCACUGGUGUGCAAGACUAAAAAGGGCCCCCCUCUCGAGGGAACCGAGUGCGGUUUUGGGAAGUGGUGCGCAAACGGGUAUUGCUCGGAUAUCCUGCAAGCUCAAGGUGGACGGGUGCCGGUGGUGCUCAACCCCCAACAUGGCGGCUGGGGAGACUGGGGACCUUGGGGCGGCUGCUCAAGGACCUGCGGUGCCGGCGUUCGAUUCAGGACUCGGGAAUGCGAUAAUCCCAGGCCGUCGUACGGUGGCAGGGGGUGCGACGGUGACGCCGAAACUUGGGAAAUAUGCAACGUUGCUGAUUGUCCCGGGCCGUACGUCGAUUUGCGCGCCCGACAAUGCAAGAUGCUGCCGCGAAUUUUUAACGCGUCAUCGAGCGACACCUGGUUACCUUACGAGAGAGACGACGUCGACGACGCCGACGACGCCGUCCGCCGGGCCUGCAAGUUCGCCUGCGUCAGCGAAGAACGGAAAGAAGUGUUCGCGACCGACGAGAACUUCGCCGACGGAACGCCAUGUUCGUACGAGAACCAGGACGACAUCUGUGUGCAGGGAUGGUGCCAGACAGUCGGGUGUGACGGUAAACUGAACUCGACCGUUACGAGGGAUAGUUGCGGGGUGUGCGGGGGCGACGACUCGCAGUGCGUCGCAGCUGAUACCGUUUCGAGGCGGAGACUUAAGCGAAGCCUGAGCAGGAUCGGCGUGAUACCGAAGAUGGCGCGCCAAAUACGCGUCGAGGCCAACGUCACCGUCGGCCAUUUUAAAAACUCGAGCGCCGCUUUCAUAUUGAAACGGCGCAAGAAGAAAGCUUACGCCGUAACCAUCCCAAACGCCGUCGUCCGCAGCAAGAUCGUGGAAGGGACCAACUUCUUUUACAAGAAGUCCUCCGACACUGUCCACGAGAUCUGGGCCAAAGGGCCGGUCCUGUCGGAAAUGGUUGUCAUAAUGGUGACGACGCCUAGCGACGUCGACAGGGGAGUGAACGUAUCCUCCCGCGUGAGCUACUCGAUCCACAAGGACUCCCUGAAGCCGUCUGCUCGGUUCGUAUGGAUCAGGGGCGGCUGGGGACCAUGUUCGGCUAGCUGCGGCGGCGGGAAACGACAGAAGACGAACGCGUGCUGGGACGAACGAUCGGGCAAGAUCGUGCGGAAAAAGUUCUGCUCGUUGCUGAACAAACCGGCCCUUGAGACUGAGACCUGUAACAGUUUCGGCUGUGACUUCGCAUGGGUUGCUGGGGAAUGGGAACCAUGUUCUGCGACAUGUGGGUACCGAGGGACGCAAUGGCGCGAGAUUUACUGUGUUCCAGGCGCGAUAGGGAUCAAUCGGGGGCACCGAGUCCAGCUAUGGAGGUACAUGGUGGAACCCGGUAGAUGUCGCGACUCCAACAAACCCCUACAGACGAGGCCUUGCAACAGGGUACCGUGUUUCCGGUACUGGGAGUAUGGCAAUUGGUCUCAGUGUUCGACAACUUGCGGGACGGGCGUGUCCAUAAUGACGCCACACUGUCCGGCCGGACUCGACGGCACUUGCGGGGAUCCGCCGCCUCCGAAAACUAAGGCCUGCACCGGGGUCAAGACCAGUACGGACCUGUGCAAGGGACGAAAAACCGGUCAUUGUAGAAGAGACGAGUCCAAGUAUUGCGUACUCGAGCUGCUGUCAAAGUACUGUCAGUUAAAGGCGUUUAAACGCGUCUGUUGCAAGUCCUGCGGCAGGCCAAUGAAGCAAAACAAUAUUUAAGCCGUUUUAAGACUAAUAAAACCGGAUA
Molecule: messenger RNA, 3379 nt
Organism: Cylas formicarius (sweet potato weevil)
Lineage: Eukaryota; Metazoa; Arthropoda; Insecta; Coleoptera; Brentidae
Product: A disintegrin and metalloproteinase with thrombospondin motifs 2-like
Exons: 16
Coding region: 145-3351 (1068 amino acids)
Biological process (GO): extracellular matrix organization; proteolysis
Cellular component (GO): extracellular matrix
Molecular function (GO): metalloendopeptidase activity
Source: RefSeq, a predicted model, not a curated record